Coregonus clupeaformis (lake whitefish) is the source of this 1702-nucleotide messenger RNA. Its product is annotated as mitogen-activated protein kinase 11. Gene Ontology annotation, biological process: intracellular signal transduction; protein phosphorylation. Gene Ontology annotation, molecular function: MAP kinase activity; ATP binding. NCBI's taxonomy places the organism in Eukaryota, Metazoa, Chordata, Actinopteri, Salmoniformes, Salmonidae. Gene Ontology annotation, cellular component: cytoplasm; nucleus. The record is from RefSeq and is a predicted model, not a curated record. The coding region runs from base 134 to 1219 and encodes 361 amino acids. The transcript is spliced from 12 exons.
GGGAGCGAGCGAGAGAGAGCGAGAGAGACGGCCAGCAGCUCCCCUCUGUGCACUCAGUCGGAGACAAUUACAGCGGAUAGUGCAGACAGAGCUAUCAGUCCAGUCCUGAAAGCUCAUUUUAUUUACGGUAAAAAUGUCGGCCAGACCAGGCUACUAUCGGCAGGAGCUGAACAAGACUGUAUGGGAGGUUCCCGAGCGGUACCAGAACCUGACUCCCGUGGGCUCGGGGGCCUACGGUUCGGUAUGCUCAGCAUAUGAUGUACGGCUACGACAGAAGGUUGCGGUGAAGAAGCUGUCUCGGCCUUUCCAGUCCCUUAUCCACAGCAGGCGCUCGUACCGGGAGCUCCGGCUACUCAAGCACAUGAAACAUGAGAAUGUAAUAGGACUACUGGAUGUAUUCUCCCCUGCUGCAUCGCUAGAGGACUUCCAUGAAGUAUACCUGGUAACUAAUCUGAUGGGGGCAGACCUGAACAACAUAGUCAAAUUCCAACGUCUCUCUGAUGAGCAUGUGCAGUUCCUUAUUUACCAGCUGCUCAGAGGCCUCAAGUACAUCCAUUCAGCAGGACUGAUCCACAGAGACCUGAAACCAAGUAACGUGGCAGUGAACGAGGACUGUGAGCUGAGGAUCCUUGACUUUGGAUUGGCCAGACAGACGGAUGAUGAGAUGAUCGGGUACGUGGCGACUCGCUGGUACCGAGCGCCAGAGAUCAUGCUUAACUGGAUGCACUACAAUCAGACAGUGGAUAUCUGGUCAGUGGGAUGCAUCAUGGGAGAGCUGCUGAAGGGGAAGGUCCUGUUUCCCGGCAACGACUAUAUCGACCAGCUGAAGAGGAUUAUGGAGGUGGUGGGCACGCCGACCCCUGACCUUCUACAGAAGAUCUCCUCUGAACAUGCUCAGAAAUAUAUCCAGUCUCUACCCUUCAUGCCCCAGCAGGACUUAGAGAAGAUAUUCAGAGGAGCCAACCCAAUGGCUGUGGAGCUACUGAAGCGCAUGCUGGUUCUGGACUGUGACGGGCGUAUCUCUGCCAGUGAGGCUCUCUCCCACCCUUAUUUCUCCCAGUACCACGACCCGGACGACGAACCAGAGGCCCUGCCUUACGACCAGACACUGGAGAGCAAGGACCGCACGCUAGAGGAGUGGAAAGAGUUGGUGUUCGAGGAGAUGAAUGGAAUCAAAGCGCCUGUCUCUGAGACGAGCAGUCUACAGGUGGAACAGUGAAAGACAAAACCUGCCUCCUUCUGCUUGGUCUGUCCCGUCAGCUGAGGAAGAACCGCCGUCUUGUCUCCAUCUGUCUGUCGGCGUUGGGGAGGCGGGAGGGUCUGAGAGAAAGAGAGACUGCGGGCCAAUCAGAGACGACGCUGUGUCCCCUAGAGGCAUGACACCCCUUCCCUUGCUCACUGUGACUGUCUAUUUGACUGCCUGUCAUGAGUUUUGUAAAAGGGGAGCAGGGAGAGGGGAGGUCUGGUUGAACUGAAAGGGAUGACAAUACGCACAUUACGAUUACAGGGAGAAUGUUUUGAUAUGUAUAUGUUUACAGUGUGUUGAAGGGAGGUAGGAGAGAGAGACAGAGAAGGAAAGUAGCACUAGGGUUUUCAAACCUACGUAAGGGUCCAACUGAUAAAUGGGGAUUGGCUACAGGUUACUUGAAAUCUUCGUCAUAAAGGCAUGUUAUAAGCAGUCAAAAUGGAUGUCAGUUUAGGU